Molecule: messenger RNA, 4207 nt
Organism: Episyrphus balteatus (marmalade hoverfly)
Lineage: Eukaryota; Metazoa; Arthropoda; Insecta; Diptera; Syrphidae
Exons: 11
Coding region: 235-4107 (1290 amino acids)
Source: RefSeq, a predicted model, not a curated record
AAUGAUGUUGACUUGCAUAAACGCAAGACGGUAGUUCAUUGAUUAAGUCAUCAUCGAAAUUAUGAAAAGAGAGUUGGCUGAAAUAUAAGAAAUGUCAUUGAGGUGGACAGCAGCAAUCUGUGUAUACUGUAGGCACGUACGAAGCCUAUAAUUUUUUUUUCAUUUUUUUGUACCAACCAAAUCCUCAAAUUAACUUUGAAAAAAUAAACACUUUAAAUAAAAUUUGUGCUCAAAAUGUCUAGCACAGAAAUAUCAUCACUCCUAGCUUAUAAUCCAACGCCCAUCAACACACGCUGUGGCGAAGUUUAUUGCUCGGAAAAUCUUGAUAACUUUUUGAUUCAUUGUGGAACUUGCUCACAGCAAUUCAAUUUGCUUAGUUGCACUUUAUUUAUCAAACACAUAAGAGAAUGCAAAACAAUGGGUUUUCAAAAUAUUGGAGACCACAAUAUUGCUGGUCAGGAUAUUUGCAGCUAUACAAUUGAUAAUCUACUCAAAGAUGCUUUAAAAAGUAAUAACAUUGAUAGCGGGGGGACAACGACGACAACAGCGGUCGAUCAUAUUGACCCUUUAAUGGCUCUUAAGUUAGAAAUGGUCAAAGAAAAAGAGGAGCCUCAAGGUUUUAGUGAACAACCUCAGGAAGUUGAAAACUUGUCAGACUACAUGGACGAAGACGAAUUGCCGAUAGAAAAAGUCAUUCGCCGGAAGAAAAUCGAAGGAAUAAUUGAUGAGUAUAGGAAACACCCGAUUUUGUGGGAUGUGGGAAUGGCUAGGUCGAGUACGAAUAGCGAGAAGAAGCAACAUUACAGGCAAAUUAGGAAAUCUGUGAAUACCAAGUUUAAGAUGGAUUUGACAUACAAAGAGUUGCAUCAACAAAUUAUUGCAUUAAGGCAGGUUUAUAAAAGAGUUCUUAAGCGAAAGCAGAGCUUUGAGAAAUUCUUCACUGAUGGAAGUACAAAAUUCAAUCCAAAAUUGUGGUACUUUGAGAAGCUUUCGUUUAUUCAAGGCUUACAUGAUGAUAUUGAGGUUGAACUGCCUUCAAUAGAUGAAAGGGAUCCAAAUAUUAUUACGAAGCAGGAACCAUCGGACUGUGAAUCUUCCGAUUCUGGAAAUAAACAACCAGCAACUCCAUUUAAAAAGAAACCCGAACGAGAUAGUUGCAAGAUAUUGUGUGAUCCACCAAUAAUAUCGGAUCUCAUAGCUCAAUACAAACAAUAUCCAUUUUUGUGGGAUCAAACAGCAACGCUUUACAAUAGCAAAUAUGCAAGGAAGGAUGCUUUCCGGAAAAUAACUGCAUUCAUUAAUAAGAAAUUCAACAAAAAUGUCACAGACAGAGAUGUUAGGCAGCAAAUUGUUAAUCUUCGUAGUGGAUACAGACGAGUGCAACGAAAGAAACAUGAUGCAGAUUAUCGAAUUAGUUUAUGGUAUUUCGAUGAUUUAUCUUUUAUUGAUAGGAAGGCGAAUGAAGAAGAAAACAGUGUGGUUCCAAUAGAAGUAGAUGUUUCUGAAAUUCAAAUAAACCAAGGAAAUCCGGCACUUGACCAACAAGAAAAUGAGGACGAUGAUGGCAAAGGAGAAACUAGUGGUCAAAGACGAGAGACAGAAAUUGUGUUGGCUAUUAUUGAGGAAUACAAAGAACACCCAUGUUUAUACAAUAAUUACCUUUAUAAAACCAAUUGUCGCUUUAGUCGAGGUGAUGCUAUUACCGAAAUCAGGACAACAAUCAAUAAUAAAUUUAACACCAGCUACACCGAUGUAGAGAUCAAGGCAAAGAUUGCCCAACUUAGAAGCAGUUACAGGCGUAUUUUACGUACCAAGGAAGGUUUUGAAAAGCUUCAUGCCAAUGCUAACAGGAAAUUCCAUCCGCAAUGGAAGUACUUUGAUAAAUUGUCAUUUAUUGGGACUAAAGAUAGUGAUUUCUCUGUAAGGCGUAUGAAGAAUCGAAAGUCUAAAAAGAAUGAAGAUGCAGAUGAAGAUGAAGAACGAAAUACUAAAAAAUGCAAAGAAGAGAAAGCAGACAAAAAAGAGGAAGAAGAUAAGGAAGAUAAUGAUGAUGAUGACGACAAGGAUGAUGAUGAAGACGAAGAUUCAGAUGAUGAGGACGACGAUGAGGAGGAGGAAGAUAGAGAAGAAGCUGAACCAUUACAACAUGAUGAUAAACUUUCAGCCGACAGUGAUGACAAUGAAGAAUCAAACCAAAAUAGUCUUAAAAUGGAGUUCAUGCAGGAAGAAGUAAGUCGACCUAUUAAGUUUGAACAGAUGUCUGAUAAUGGUGAAGAAGAACGACAAAAUCCGAAAUCUAUCGUCAAAAACAAAGAACUUCUAACGGCUGUUAUAGAGGAAUACAAAAAGCAACCCUGCUUAUGGGCUAUUAAGCACUAUACCAAUGAUAAUGCCUACCGCAGGGGGGCUUUCGAAGAAAUGGCCAAAAAUAUCAACGCUCAAUUCAACACCACAUACAAUUACAAAGAUAUGAGUGUGGAAAUUGUUAAACUGCGUGCAACAUACAAACGUAUGUUGAAAAAGAAACAAGAAGAUCCAACAUUUGAACCAAAGCUAUGGUAUGCAGAUAAAUUGUCUUUUAUCGAGGGAAAAGCACCAAGUGCACCAGAAAAUGGUCAAGAACAAGAUUUGACUACUUCUAUGUGCAAUGAAACCAAUCAAACAUCAUCAUUUCAAGCCAACGAAUCUGAAGAAGACAAUAUGGAAGAAAUAUUUAAUAAGAAAAACAAGAUUAAGAGCAAAGAUAUGGUUUUCGAAAUCAUCGAUCUUUACAAAACCCAACCAAUCUUAUGGGACACCAGCCACCCAUUGCAUAUGCUUCGAACGGAACGAAGAAGAGCUAUUCAGAAAAUAACUGAAGUUCUAGGAAAUGAACAUGAUUGUUACCUAACAGUUGAAGAAUAUCGCUAUCAAAUUCGUUUUCUAAGAGAUUCAUAUUUUAGAGCUCUACGCCAAGAGAAUGCCGCUAAAAUAGGUGACUUCGGUAGUUCUUACAUACCAAAACCUUUUUUCUUCGAUCGAUUAUCAUUUUUGGAACCUUUUGCUGAAAAACUUCCAAUUUACGUGCCGCGAUUGCAUUCUGAUAUUUCCGAACCUAGUGGAGAUUUUAGCUAUCUUGUCGACAACAGACCAUUGAUGCUUGAUUUUAUAGAAGCUUAUAAAUCGCAUGCUUGUUUGUGGGACACCAAACACCCGGACAAAGACAAUUCAACACUUCAUUCAGAGGCCUACGAUAAGAUUAUAGAUGUAUUUUUGAAAUACAACAUUAUAAUGACCAAGGAACAGAUUAUAGUUGCAAUAAGGUUUAUUCAAUUUUCGUAUGUAAGACAGCAAAAGAUAAACGAUAAAAAUUUAAUAACUGACCAAACAAGUGAGCCGUUGGUAUGGUUUUAUGAAAACCUCCUUUUCCUCGGGAAAAUUCCUCAAAACAUGAAUAAAUAUUGCUCCCAUUGUGAUCAGCAUUUCCAUACAUUGGCAGCAUAUGAAAAGCACAAGAUCGAAAUUGCGGGAGACUACCCCUACAAGUGUUCUGUGUGCAAAGCUGGAUUUGUCUCACGCUCAAAGUAUGCCUAUCAUCAGAUUACCCACAAAGAGCCUCAUAAAUGCGAUCAAUGUGGAUUCCAAGCUUACGAUAAACACAACUUUAAUGUCCACAUGCGUCGCCACAAGGGAAUACAUCCCUUCAAGUGUCUUGAAUGUGACAAAGGUUUUGUAACGUCAACCGAAUUGAAUCGUCACAUGCGAAUGCACACGGGUGAGCGGCCGUUCAUCUGCGAUGUAUGCGGAAAAACUUUGCCAGCUGCUUCGGAAUUCCGUCAGCAUAUGAAGCGGCACAGUAAUCAGCGAGAUCACAAGUGUGAUUUGUGUGGCAGUGCAUUCUUUACGCCUAAAACGCUGCGCGAUCAUAUGGCAUCACAUUCAAAUGAAAGGCAACACGUGUGCGAAACUUGCGGAGCAGCAUUUAAAAGAAAAAAGACGCUGCAUCAGCAUAAGGCAUUGCACGCUGAGAAAAAGAAACACGAGUGCAAGAUUUGUGGAAAGCUUUUCGCACAAAAAGCAGGCGUUUAUUCACAUAUGAAAUCACAUGGGCUAAUGGCUGGAAGUUAAAUGGUAUGGUAAAAUGUAAUUAGAUUUAAUUUUUAAUGUUAAACUGAAGUUUGUGUAUCUAAUAAAUUACAUAUUUCAAAUUAAAAUAUAAUUUUAAUCA